Exophiala oligosperma is the source of this 2887-nucleotide messenger RNA. RefSeq lists its product as uncharacterized. The record is from RefSeq and is a predicted model, not a curated record. Bases 280 to 1452 code for a protein of 390 amino acids. The transcript has a single exon. Lineage: Eukaryota; Fungi; Ascomycota; Eurotiomycetes; Chaetothyriales; Herpotrichiellaceae. Gene Ontology annotation, molecular function: high-affinity zinc transmembrane transporter activity. Gene Ontology annotation, biological process: zinc ion import across plasma membrane. Gene Ontology annotation, cellular component: plasma membrane.
UGCACCCCUGACUGCCACGUUCUUCUCUUAUUUUCCAUCUCGCCUCGUCUCGGCUUCUUGCAUAUAAGAUUGUACGAUUUCUUAUCUCGAUCUGCAAUACAAAAGACCAAAAAAAAGCAUACUUGACGAGCUUGGCUAUUGCUUGUCUUUCUUACUUGAUCCCCUGAUACGUAACCUCGAGUCCUUGCCUCCAUUUACACAUACUCUUCGAUUCUUACUGUCAACAGGGAAGAUCAAACGACGAGAAGAGAGUCGGAGAAACAACACACAAGAGACACAAUGUCCACCGAUACCAGUGGAAGCGCGGCAUUGGCGUUCAAUCCCGAGAACGUCAACCUCUCGACUGCCAACCACAGAGAUGUCAUCUGUGCACUCGCCGCCUCUGGUAAUGAUUACAACGGCCAGCUGGGCGCACGUGUGUCUGCGCUCUUUGUCAUCCUCAUCGUCUCUACGGCCGCGACGUUCUUCCCGGUCAUCGCCAAACGGUUCCCCCGUCUACACAUCCCGCUGUACGUGUACCUCUUCGCGCGGUACUUUGGUGCCGGUGUCAUCGUGGCCACGGCCUUCAUCCACCUGCUCGACCCGGCCUAUGGCGAGAUAGGACCCAACACCUGCGUGGGCAUGACGGGCGGCUGGGCGGACUACUCGUGGUGUCCUGCCAUUGUGCUGACGAGCGUCGUCGUCAUCUUUCUGUGCGACUUUGGCGCUGAGCGCUACGUCGAGGUGAAAUAUGGCAUCGACAGCGACGCAGACGUCCAAGAGGCCGUCACCGGGCAGGCUGACGGACCACCCAACGGUCACGCGGAUUCUGCUCAAGACGCACGAACGGGGCAAUUCGGCGGUAGUAUUUCGAGCAUGCGCCGCGAACACGACGAGAGACGCAAGGUCAGUGCGUACGAGAAACGGUUCUUGGAGGAUUUCGAAGAGCAGGACAGCGACGGAGAGUCUGAAUACCGCAAGAACUCGUUCAGACAACAGAUUGCGGCGUUUUUGAUCCUCGAGUUCGGCGUCAUCUUUCAUUCGGUCGUGAUUGGGUUGAAUCUCGGUGUCGUGGGAGACGAAUUCAGCACCUUGUACCCUGUUCUUGUCUUCCAUCAGUCCUUUGAAGGUCUGGGUAUCGGCGCGAGGAUGUCGGCCAUACCCUUCCGCCCGGGAAGCUGGUUGCCGUGGGUGUUGUGCGCGGCGUACGGGUUGACAACGCCCAUCGCCAUUGCCAUCGGCCUUGGUGUUCGCACGACGUACAACCCGAACAGUUUCACAGCGAACGUGGUAUCCGGUGUGUUGGACUCAAUGUCCGCCGGUAUCCUAAUUUAUACUGGGUUGGUGGAGUUGUUGGCCAGAGACUUCUUGUUCAACCCCUUGCGUACAAAGGAUCACAAGAGGUUAACAUUCAUGGUCAUUUGUGUGCUGUUGGGGGCUGCACUCAUGGCGUUGCUCGGAAAGUGGGCAUAAAGCCGAUGGCGAAUGCCAAUGGGAUCGCUUGACCCGACAGCAACGAGGAGGCUUGUGUCGACCAGGCUUACGUGGUGUCGUCCACAUUUAGGUACUGCACGAUAACCCGAUUCCUUGGUGACACAGAACAAGCCAGAUGCAGGGAUUGGGUAAGCGUGGGAGGAUUAGAGCAGCAGUAUCAACGAGCCAUGCUUUUGAAAUCUGAUCCAGGGAGACGGUCAGUUUACUUCUCGCACCCAGAAAGAUUUGACAGUAAUAAUUAGGCGGAACGGGGAGAGGACACAAGGGGUGGUUCAGCAGAAGAUGUGAGUUCUUUUCUUGACCGGAUGGUCAACACAAUCCAUACACACAGUGGAGGUUUUAGAUAGAUAGGUAGUAGUAAGCAAAAAGUAUACAAAAAGGACAGUAGAGUAUCAUUGAAUCUCCUUUGUAAGGACCAUGAACUAACUCAGCCUCGGCCGCCCUUCCAUAACAGGUACAAGCAGGAAAAGUUCCCUGUCCACCACGCAAUUCCGCGGAGCUGACUGUAGAGGUCGUGUGGAAUAAAGACGUACACCGCUCCAUAUACUAGCCUGGUGAGCGUAUAUGCGGUACACCCCUUUAUGAGUGCCGAUUCAGGGACGCCGGACACUAGAGCAAAGAGGACUGUUGCAUGGAUGUCACAAUUGUCAAUAGAUACUCCAUAAUCCGAGUCUCUUGAAGGCGGCUGAAGGGAAGGAGGAAAGAAGACUCACCCGAGGUAGCGAAAAAAGCAAAUCCAUCGGUGGAAUUUGCACUGGCAGCUUCGAUGCGGUAAAUGCGGUCGAGCUGGGCCCGAGUCAUUUUGCCUUCGCGAAUCGCAGCCUCGGCGUACUUGGUCAGAUCUUGCCGCGGGCUACCAUUGUGGUCGAUACCGACGCUUUGCUUCCAUGGCCUGCUAGACAGUGCCACGUACGCGAAAGCCCAGUUCCAGGCGAGAAAGCCGGCUGGAAUGGCGAAGGAGGUGGCUGGGGAGAGGCCGAGUGGUGUCGACAUUGUCGUGAGGUUGUCAAUUGAAACAGGUUCUUCCUAGGUGACAAUAGAGAUAAAGGUGACUACGGAUUGAAUAUUGAUGGUUGGUUGGACCUUUUGGAUUUCAGUACAAGUCGUGGUCGUAUUCGUGUUGAUGCUGAAUAAGACGCCACCGGAGCUCGGAACGGCCGCUUUUCUUGCCUAAAAGAGAGGAGCUUCAACAGCCUCGCCAGCCUCGACUACUUUGGUCUCCUUGCAACGGCGGAAACGUUUCGAUACAUGUCGUACUCUCUAUGCUUAAGACAUUUAUACAAAGUACCACGUAACAACCUCCCGGUUCUCACGCGGUGUAGCUGCUGCUUUGGCAACUGACUUGAAACACAUGGCUUGUACUGUGUACUGAUAGUUGAUCAAUAAUUACAUAAGCAAGGCUGUCAUCUUGGCA